Athalia rosae (coleseed sawfly) is the source of this 5057-nucleotide messenger RNA. RefSeq lists its product as uncharacterized. The record is from RefSeq and is a predicted model, not a curated record. Gene Ontology annotation, biological process: mitotic cell cycle; intracellular signal transduction; protein phosphorylation. Gene Ontology annotation, cellular component: cytoplasm; nucleus. Gene Ontology annotation, molecular function: histone H3T3 kinase activity; ATP binding. Bases 462 to 4898 code for a protein of 1478 amino acids. The transcript is spliced from 9 exons. Lineage: Eukaryota; Metazoa; Arthropoda; Insecta; Hymenoptera; Athaliidae.
AAGUCAUGUUUAAGCGAACGAAGUUGGCAAAUCUGAUGUCAACAAAUUAUUAAUCGCGUAUAUUGUUAUUUUCGUUAUUGUCUUUGUUAUUUGCACGUUGCACGCCAAUCCUGUAACCGUUUCAGUCAACUGCAGUCAGCUCUGUAACUGAGUAAACACGUUCAAAUACGUUUAAACGGGUGAAAGCUUUGUAAAAGUUAGCAACGAAUGUCGAUCAUUGGUUGGCAGCACUUGCUAUCUUAAAGUGGGUUUCUCAAAAUCUUCAGGACGGGUGCACUCAAAGUGCGCUCGGACUCGGCUACACGCUCGCGUUAACUCCGCCUCACUUGAAGAUAGGGUCUUAAAGUGCGCGUGUAGACCAGGCACCUGCCAAAACAUAAAUCCAGAGUUUCUGUUUCUGACCGAAGAGUGUGACAUUUAUGAAUUGAAUACUUUACUGAUCUAUCAGUCGAACAAACAAAAUGCUUCGUAGACCACCACUGAAAACUUAUCAAAAAAAACAUACCGCACAAACGUCCUUUAAUUUUUCACAAACGCCGUGGGAAUCCGUGCGUUUGAAUGAAAAAAUAUUCUCUACUGGGGCCAAAAAUAAACCUGGACCUUUUCGAGACGACAAAGAUUAUAGAGAUCUCAGUCUGAGUUACCUUGAAACUACAUUCGAUAGACUUGCCAAAGAUGUCAAACUUCCAAUGCCUCCACCGCAGAACUCUCAGAGUUUUAUAGAUCUCAGUAGCGAUGUAUCUACACAUCCAAUGUUGAGUCCCAAGACAAACAUGCGUUCAGUUAAUUUUGAAAAGGGUUCAGCAGUGACUGAAAGCAAUGACAAGCCCAAAAGAAGACCUGUUCGUCCUCAUCUAUCAUAUAAAGACAGCGAUGUUGUUGUAAAACAGAGAAUAAAAUAUGAUUCGCUGAAUUUAAGUACAAAAAAGUGUAAGGCGGUACGGACGUCCAAACGCAAAGCAUUUGCAAAGAUCAGUAAAGAUACUAAAAGUACUACAAAUCCAAAUAACUCCAAAGAUUUGUUUGCUACAAAGCCAACCAAGCGCAAUAAAGUUUUGAAGGAUCAUAAGCAAGGCAAUCCGGAUUUUGUUGUGAAAGCGAAAAAAAGAGUGAAAAAACUAUCAACCUUAUCUUUGAGUGAAGAGGAAGGUAGUCACUUGAGAGUCUCGUCUAAUAAAACAGAGAUUAAAUCUCCAGAGAAUUUUGAAGGUAACGCUGUUGAAGAGAAGUUGACAGGAGCUCAAGUGGCAAAUCACAAUGACUCAGUGUCAAGUAAUCAGGCUGACAUUUUUAAAUCCGAGGUCGCAGACAAUGAGCAAACAAAAAGUUUGGGAAUCAAACGCUGCAUUGUCAAAAUCACAAUUAAUGAUAUGAAAAACUGUAUCGAUCAAAAACGGCAUCAGAACCCGAGAAAUUCUCUAUUUGCUCUUAAGUGCAGUACACCUAUAAACACAUAUGCAAAAAUUGAUCGAUCUAUUAAUCGGCUAUCACCAAUUACUGUGAGCAAUGGAACGAAGAACAACGAAUCAUCUGUAGUUGAGAAUGUAAAUAGCAAUGACAGAGAUAAAGCAUACCCCGAUGAGAUGCAACCUGGUAUAUCCCUUGAAAAUAUCAGGAAAAGAAUUAGCAUUUCAUACGAAGAAGAUAAAUCGACAGAGAUGAGUACCGAAUGUUGUCAAGACAAUAUCAUUGACAAAACACCACGUGAAAAUCUUCCAAAUCAGAUAGGUGGUAGAUGUCUUGCUACCUGGCAGCAGAUGUCAUCGCCAACUUCACGGAUCCAGAAAUCUUUAGAAAUUUUAAAAUUGAGCGCAAACGUUCCAAAUGAGAGAAACAGUAAUAAUGAUAAAUCUAUUAUGAUUUAUGAAAAUUCAGAUAAAUAUGAGGAGACUAAUGAAUGCACAGAAAAAUCAAAAGACGCCCACUCACAGCUAACACCUACAGGUAUCAUGACUACACGAAGCGGAAGGCAACUCCUGCUGAGCACGACGAAAUAUUUGCAUGACUCAUAUGGCUCUAACAAUAAAUCCUAUCCUGAUAGUUUAAAAAUUGACAAUGAAGAAGAUCUGACACCUGAUUAUGAAAUUAUUGAUAAUUCGCAAUUUGAAAGUGUUGUGGCAUCGAAUUACCAAACUACUCGACAGAUGGAUUCCAAAGAUAUUUCAAAGGAUAACACCACUAACAGAGUCAUAGAACAAAAUUCAACAGAUAUCUGUAUUGUAGAUCGGAGUGCUACUGAUCAAAUUCGAUUUGAAACUGAAUCUCGGAAUAAAAGGAAUACAAGCAACACAUGCAAUUUGUCUGAUCCUGAAACUAAAUAUGACAUAACGUCGACUCGAGAAAUGACACAGAGCCUGAUAGAACCCACCAGGAAUAUGAAUAUCUUGACCAUUAGCUCCCACUUCGAUGCAACAUCUAAGGACAAUUCUGAAUCCACUUCAAGUCUUGAGGGAAAUACUGAUGCUGGUGAUCCAGAUUGGUUUACUGUUUCCAGCAAUGAAAGUAGUGAUUGUACAGAAGGACAAAUAUCAAAAAUAGAUUGCCCAUCCGCCUCCAUAGAUAGUUGUGACAUUUAUAACGAAAGAGAACAUGGUUCUUUCAGUGAGACUGCUAAUCUCAAUUCGUUAAGCAAUAUUCGAAAAACUUUGGAGGAUACAUCCUAUGUGAAAAAUGAAACAAUGAAUGGAUCUGUUUCAAAAGUUGAUAACCAGUCGUCUCCAGAAUCAAGCAAAGUGCCCCUCAAUCAGCGCAUGAAUUUAUUAUUAGACAAAGUUACCAUCCGCAAACGUCGAAAAACCUUUAUAAGACCUGAAACGGAACUUGCUUCAGAGGUUUUUGAAGAGCAAACCACCGCAAUUCAAACUUCUGGAGAUACCAAACUCUUAAAUCACUUCUAUGACGAAUCCAGAAGUACAUUGAACUCUUUGACAGUCGACAAAAUGCAGGAUACAAAUUUUGUUUCGGAGAAAUCGAUAGAUCAUAAUUUGGUUGAAAAAUCCUCAAAUAUGGCCUUGAAAAUGAACCUUCAGCCAGUAGUAUUGCUGGAAAGGCUCAGGGAACCUGUGAGGUGCAGUGUCAAAGAAAAAGAAAAUUGUAGAUUGGAGAUGACUGUGAUUCAUGAAAUAUCUGAUGAAAACUCUCCUACAAUAAUUACUGACUCUGCACCUUCAAAAAAAUCCAGCUCAUCCGAAUGUUGUAAGCCUCAAGACGUAGAUCGAUAUGCUAAGUGUUCAGAGAAAUCUGACUUUUUGACCAAAAGAGCCAGGACCAUUGGCUCAAGGUCCACAAAAACAGUCACAUUUGCACAUGACAGCGAUUGCAGUAUUUCAAAAAUGGAUGCAAGUGAAUUGGAAAUAGCAGGGAGACAGUCUUUAUUUUUGAAACCAGGAAAAAAAUGGACGCGUUCUUUAUCUAUACUCAACUAUAUUCAACAUGGGUUGAACCUAGAAGAGUUGAGCAGUGGAAAAGGAAAAAAUUGGCGGAAUAGCGUACAAACAAUUCUUGACAUGCAGCAAGAUGGAGUAUUUCAAAGCUGCGUGAGAGAAAAUGAAGGUGAUAAAAGUACGUGCUUCGACGCACCCAAUAGAACUUCAAUUAGAAAUACCACCACACCUUCAAGAGACGAGGGCAUCAGUUCUGCCAGCCCUGGCAGAUUUAUUCCACGAAUAUCUAUCCGUGUGGUUCCUGAUAAUAAGAGAUUGAGUCAAACUGGAGACACCUCAUUUCUCGAAGUUUAUGGAAUCACGAGUAGUAAAAGUACACGAACUCUAUCCCGGAGAUCGUCAUUCAAACCAACCAGGAAAACACUGGUUUCUCAUGCUCAAUGUGAAGACGUUUCAGUUGAAACGGUUGAAACCGAGGACAUAAUAACUGCAAGAAAUGUUGUUUUACAAAGAUGUGACCAAGAGGACUAUAUUCCAUUUGAUUCUUGUUUUCCACCAGCGUACUUGGCCAGGUGUCGUAAAAUUGGCGAAGGUGUGUAUGGCGAAGUAUUUCUUCAUAGUGUUGGAAAACAAAAAUCUGUUAUAAAAAUCAUCCCGAUUGAGGGUAAUGAAAUUGUGAAUGGUGAGCGUCAGAAGAGAUUCGAUGAAAUAUUAUCAGAAAUAGUAAUUGCAAAGGAGCUGCACAAUCUCAGGAAUGGUGUGGAGUAUCAAACUAACGGGUUUGUGGAAGUCAAGAAAAUAAAUUGUAUCAGGGGAAAGUAUCCUGAAAAGUUGAUAGAGCUAUGGAAAGCUUAUGACGAUGACAAAGGAUCUGACAAUGAUUGUCCUUCACUGUUUGGCGAAAAUCAAUUAUACAUCGCCUUGGAACUCGGGCAUGGAGGUCAGGAUCUCGAAGCUUUUGUAUUCCAAUCAGCUGUUGAAUCGCAUGCACUUUUCAUUCAGACUGCAUUGGCUUUGGCUGUUGCCGAACAGUCUCUGGAAUUCGAGCACAGAGACCUGCAUUGGGGCAAUGUUUUGAUAUCACGGACCAAAAAUUCACGAGCGACGUACAAAUUGGAUAACAAGGAAUACUCUUAUCCAACUAACGGGAUGCAGGUGGCUAUCAUUGACUUCACCUUAUCGAGAAUGUCUUAUGAAGGUUGUUGUAUUUUCAACGAUCUUGCUUUAGAUCCUGCCCUUUUUACAGCCCAAGGAGAAUAUCAAUUUGAAGUGUACAGAUUGAUGCGGGACAAGAUUGGAAAUGACUGGCAAAAUUUUGAACCGUACACAAAUGUAUUGUGGCUUCAUUACACUCUUGAUAAGAUGAUUACCGCUUUAAGAUAUAAAAGAAAAACGACGAAGGGACACAAAGAAGCAAUUUCCCGAUUAGAACAAUUAAAAGAAAUUAUUCUAAGCUAUCGCAGCGCAUUUGACUUUGUAACUAACUGCGAGAAUAUAACGAGCCUUCAAUGCUAAAGCAGCAAGUUAAAUCAACUUAAAUAGUAUCUGACGACAAUGUAUAAAAAUAAUCAUAUUGUGUACAUAUCUACUAUAUAAUUUUUAAAGACUGGUAUAUUUAGAACUACUGUUUAGUAAAUUUUUUAAAAGACAACUAUAAAAGCUGAUUGAUUUUUA